CCUCUUGUGUUCACUCGUUGAUUUCCGUCAACAAUCGUUAUCUCAACAUGGCGAUGGCCUCUUUACGAAAGAGCGCGUCCUCUCUGGUAUUAUUUAGCGGACGGGUAUUCAGCCUGGAACUGACUGCUCUCGGUUCGUAUCACACAAAGGUGGUGGACCACUAUGAAAACCCAAGAAAUGUGGGAACUCUAGACAAAAACGCCAAGAAUGUGGGGACCGGAUUGGUGGGGGCACCAGCCUGUGGUGAUGUAAUGAAACUACAGAUCGAGGUGAAUGAAAAUGGCAAAAUUGUUAAUGCAAAGUUCAAGACGUUUGGAUGCGGAUCAGCCAUUGCAUCCAGCUCUCUUGCUACAGAGUGGGUGAAGGGGAAGUCGGUCGAUGAAGCUCUGAAGAUCAGGAACACAGACAUUGCCAAAGAACUCUGUCUUCCACCAGUCAAGCUUCAUUGUUCCAUGCUUGCAGAAGAUGCCAUAAAAGCAGCGUUGUCAGACUACAAAGUAAAACAGGACGUGAAAAAGAAGUAACACAUGGGCGCCAGCAGUUAAUGACCCAUCCACUGUUACGUGUUGACACCAGCCAUGUAACAUUCCUCUGCAGUACUGUUUGGAUCAGCACAAUACUACACCAGGCCUUGCAACUUCUUCUGGGAGUUAUACAUGUAUAUAUCUCUUUAGCAACCUCUUUGAAAAUAGCAAAGGUGAAUUUCCUACAGAGAACGCAAAUGAGAUCAUGAACUAUGGGCCAGGGAGUGUUUUUAUUUCGUUUUUGGCAUUCUCGCAGUAUUUGGCCUGAUAGAAUAAAAUCACUGAAUAUUGUA
This is a messenger RNA of Pungitius pungitius (ninespine stickleback), 817 nucleotides long. RefSeq names its product iron-sulfur cluster assembly enzyme a (gene iscua). The transcript has 5 exons. NCBI's taxonomy places the organism in Eukaryota, Metazoa, Chordata, Actinopteri, Perciformes, Gasterosteidae. Gene Ontology annotation, molecular function: 2 iron, 2 sulfur cluster binding; ferrous iron binding. Gene Ontology annotation, biological process: intracellular iron ion homeostasis; iron-sulfur cluster assembly. Gene Ontology annotation, cellular component: mitochondrial matrix; cytoplasm. The coding region runs from base 48 to 524 and encodes 158 amino acids. The record is from RefSeq and is a predicted model, not a curated record.